Molecule: messenger RNA, 1325 nt
Organism: Neurospora tetrasperma FGSC 2508
Lineage: Eukaryota; Fungi; Ascomycota; Sordariomycetes; Sordariales; Sordariaceae
Product: ATP synthase gamma chain mitochondrial precursor
Exons: 4
Coding region: 125-1024 (299 amino acids)
Biological process (GO): proton motive force-driven ATP synthesis
Molecular function (GO): proton-transporting ATP synthase activity, rotational mechanism
Source: RefSeq, a predicted model, not a curated record
CGCCAAUUGCGUCCUAUUCCUAUUGAUCACUCCCCCACGAUCAAUUGCCGCCUGAAUAUCAAGUGGUCAACCCCGGGCCACUCCUCUCCAGCAGGUCUCUCCCUCGUCAAAUAUCCAUCUCAACAUGCUGUCCAGAGCUGCCCGCCCGGCCCUGAGAGCUGGAGCCGCCGUCUCGUCCCGAGCGGCUGCUCCCGGCGCGGCCACCUUCGCGACUCUCCGUGAAAUCGAGACCCGCCUCAAGUCGAUCCGCAACAUCGAGAAGAUCACCAACACCAUGAAGAUUGUUGCCUCGACCAAGCUCAACCGCGCCCAGCGUGCCAUGACCGAGUCCCGCGGCUACGGUGCCACCAGCAACGAGGUCUUCACCUCGGCCGAGACUAAGCCUCUCGAGGCUGAGGGCAAGAAGAAGCUCGUCGUCGUCUGCUCCUCCGACAAGGGUCUCUGCGGUGGUGUCCACUCCGGUCUUGCGCGCUUCAUCCGUCGCCGCGCCGCCACCGAGCCUGAGUUCGACAUCGUCAUCAUCGGCGAGAAGGCCAAGGCCCAGCUCUCCCGUACCAACGCCAAGGACAUCGUCCUCAACUUCUCCGGUGUUGGCAAGGACAUCCCCACCUUCGUCGAGGCCUCUGCCAUCGCCGACCAGAUCACCCAGCUCAAGGGCGACUACUCUUCCGUUGAGAUUGUCUACAACAAGUUCAUCAACGCCACCAGCUACGAGCCCACCGUCAUUGAGGCAUUUUCCGAGGAUGCCAUCCUCGCUUCCCCCAACUUCUCCGCUUUCGAGGUUGAUGAAGAGGUCCUUGGCAACCUCCGCGAGUACGCCCUCGCCAACUCCCUCUACUGGGCUCUCUGCGAGGGUCACGCCUGCGAGAUUUCUGCCCGUCGCAACGCCAUGGACAACGCUUCCAAGAACGCCGGCGAGAUGAUCAGCAAGUACCAGAUUCUCUUCAACCGUACCCGCCAGGCCGUCAUUACCGGCGAGUUGGUCGAAAUUAUCACUGGUGCCACCGCUUCGGCCGAUAUGUAAACAGCAGCCUAAACAACCGCAGUCUAUUAAUAGAAGACGAAGAUGUAUUGAGGGAAAAGGAGAGGAGACCUGAGCAAAAGAAAAGGGUCCAAAGCCGAAAUCCAUCAUCCCUGUCUGCACUCUCACUUGACAUUCAACCAUGCCGUUCGAAAGUGUACGGGUGUGCGUGGUGUGUGGUAUGUCUAGUUCCAGUCCAAAACGCUGCGUGCCAAAUGCCUUUGUAUCAAACGAAUGAGCUAGCUUUCUCAUUACUGUACCAACGCCUUCAGUCCAAAAAUUGUACAACUUCUUUUACACACCU